UCAGCCCCGCACCACCACCGCAGCGCCUGCUCAUCGCCGUCUGCGCAGACAAUGGCCUCUGCAAUGAAGGGUUUUAGGCAAAGGCUCUCUCGAGCCAAAAGCGAGAAAUCAUCCAAGAAGAAGGAUUCCACCUCCGGUACUGCUUCUCCAUCACAUGGGGCUUCGAGUUCGCCCUCGGGCUCUGCUCAGGGAACACCGUCCUCGUCGCAGACUCAAUUGGCCGAUUCGCGUACCAAGUCCUCAUCCUCUAGCGAUGGCAACGCCAGCGCAAACUCGCUUCAGCCGGGUCAGCAGCCUUCCUCGGCCUCCUUGGGCGCUGGUUCACAGUUCGGAGGACAGCAGGGCAUAAUGGGUGCCAAUAGUGCGGGCGGUUCGGGUCCAGGGACUCCCCAACGAGCUGGACAGCCGUUGGCACCCAGUGUCGUCAUCAGCCCAAGCGCACCGCACAUUCCUCCACCUGGUGCUGCCGAAACCAUGCCCGGCGACCUCCUUCCACCUAAAGCUGGCCAAAAGUCAUUGAUAUUCGAUCGUCUUCAAGCUACACCGAAAGAUAAUGUCGAAGGUAUUAGAACGCCCAAACGACAGCAUUCGUCCAGAUUUGACAUCUCCGACCAACGCCAAAGAGACUUGGACAAGCUGCCGGGCUUCCACGAAGUGCCCCCCAACAAGCGCGAGGAACUGUUUAUGCAAAAGUUGGAUCAGUGCAACAUUAUAUUUGAUUUCAAUGACCAGACCGGCGACAUGAAGUCGAAGGAAAUCAAGCGCUUGGCGCUGCAUGAGUUGCUGGAUUACGUCGCCAACAAUCGCCAAGUCAUCACAGAGAGGAUGUAUCCUCGUGUUGUUGAGAUGUUUGCAAAGAAUCUGUUCCGACCCAUUCCUCCGCCUAUGAAUCCGCAGGGUGAAGCGUUCGAUCCAGAAGAGGAUGAGCCAGUCUUGGAAGUCGCGUGGCCCCACAUCCAGGUGGUCUACGAGUUUUUCCUUCGGUUCAUUGAGAGUCAAGAUUUCAACACAAAUAUUGCAAAAGCGUACAUCGAUCACAGCUUUGUCCUUAACCUACUCGAAUUGUUCGAUUCCGAGGAUCCCAGAGAACGAGACUUUUUAAAGACGACACUGCACAGGAUAUAUGGAAAAUUCCUGAACUUGCGAUCCUAUAUACGCCGUUCUAUAAACAACGUCUUCUUCCAGUUUACCUACGAAACAGAGCGUUUCAAUGGAAUUGCAGAGCUUCUUGAGAUUCUCGGAUCUAUUAUCAAUGGAUUCGCCUUGCCGCUCAAAGAGGAACACAAGCUGUUCCUGACCAGGGUGCUGAUACCAUUGCACAAAGUCAAGAGUCUCAGCAUGUACCACCCUCAACUAGCAUACUGCAUAGUCCAAUUCUUGGAAAAGGACGCCGCUCUCACAGAAGAGGUUGUUCUCGGACUCCUCAGGUACUGGCCAAAAGUCAACAGCACGAAGGAGGUCAUGUUCCUCAACGAAGUGGAAGAUAUUUUCGAGGUAAUGGAUCCUGCGGAAUUCGCCAAAGUCCAAGAGCCGCUCUUCAACCAAUUGGCCAAGUCAGUGGCCAGUCCUCAUUUCCAAGUCGCUGAACGAGCGCUUUACUUUUGGAACAACGAAUACUUCUGCAAUCUCGUCAGCGACAAUGUCGAAGUCAUUCUCCCGAUCAUGUUUGCGCCGCUCUACGAGAACAGCAAGGGCCAUUGGAACCGAACCAUCCACGGCAUGGUGUAUAAUGCCAUGAAGCUGUUCAUGGAGGUCAACCCUCAGCUCUUCGACGAUUGCUCUCACGACUAUGCGGAGUUGCAGAACAACGCGAGCGAGCGCCAGAGAAGUCGCGAGAAUCGCUGGGAGGUACUCGAGAAGCUGGCAGAGGCACGCAAGAACGGCACCGCGGUGGAUCAACCAGCGGCAUCCAAAAUCAGCUCACCAACUCGCUUAGAAGACUCUGAUCCGCUAAGUCAAGGACGGUUGGAGGCGCUUCGUCUCCAGGACGAUGCCGGUGCGCCAAAAGAACGGCGACCAAAGGAAUUUGAGCGUCAGAGUAGCCAGACUUCGCGACGGCACCGCCCAUCGCAAGAAGAUCAUUCUCAAUCAUCGCACACUCGACGGUCUUCGGGUGGCCGGCCUCGCAGCAACAGUCGUCCCAACUCGGCGGGUAGUGGAGGAGCUCACGGUACCACUCGAUCGAGGUCUGGGGCAACUAUUACUCGAGUCAUCUAA
Messenger RNA from Periconia digitata, 2217 nucleotides. The record is from the annotation of a GenBank genome assembly. Lineage: Eukaryota; Fungi; Ascomycota; Dothideomycetes; Pleosporales; Periconiaceae.